AAAAGAACUAGAAUGUUAGAUACAUGAAUAUGUGAAAAAGUGUUGAUGUAAGUUAAAAAAAGAACCUUAUGACACAAUAUCAUGUAAAAAAAUAUGUAUAUUUUGAAGUGGACUUGUUCUAUGUACUAUUAUAAUUGAAUAAAAGAAAAAACUCGAGAAAAAUCAACCCCAUUUAAAUGUAAUUUACAAGUUAGCCACAAGAUGUCGCCGUUGAACUUCUUAUCUGCAGCAGUGGGCAAGUUACCGCCUCCGCUUUGGAUCCAACCAACUCCGACAACACGCGGUGGUGAAGCAGAUGAACGGUGUAACUUCAUCAGCCCCCGCUCCCGAGUGAUGAUGAACUCCAACACUCCACGGAGGACACCACCUCGAGGGACACACGUCACACGCAGAGUCCUGAUGGACAUCCCGAGAUGAGGAAGUAACUUCACCUGAGACCUGGACCAGAAGGUUUUAAAACUUCGCGUCCGCACAAAACUUUAACCCGGACAUUUAAUUAAGAAUGGCGACACCUGCGGUCUACUUUUUAUUCCUCCUUUCGUGUUGUUGUGGAAUUGGCAGCUGUAGUGAAUGCGACGACAUUCGAAAAGUUUUCCAACUCAGGCAAAGUGGACUAAAUGAGUUGUUACCUUCAAGUCCGAGGCCAGGUACAGACCUUCAAAUAUGCAAACCAAGGAACCUGACCUGCUGCACCAAGAAGAUUGAAGGAAAGUACCAGUUGGUAGUUCAGAGCGACAUCCAGAACCUUCUCCAGACGUCCAGCACCAGCCUCAAGCUUCUGAUUUCCAGCAACGUGGCUGCUUUUCAAGAGACCUUUGAGGAUCUGAUGAGGCAGGCGGAGAACCACACCGACGCCGUCCUUCAGAGGUUCCACUACAGAAUAGCCCACCAGGUGGCGGGCCCUCUGGGGGAGUUCUUCUCUGGUGUGGGUCUGUUCCUGCUGGGCUCUGAACUCAGCAUGGACGAGUUGGUGCUGAGGUUCUUCGAAGAGCUCUUCCCGCUCGUCUACGAUCACCUCCUAAACCCCGGUGCCGGAGAAACAUCAGCGGGUUACACCGAGUGUGUGAGGUCAUCGACCCGUGAGGUGGCAGCGUUUGGUCGCACACCAGCCGACCUGUCGGAUCAGAUCUCUCGCUCCGGAGCUUCUGGGAAGCUCCUUCUUCAGGCGCUGCACCUCGGCAUCGAGGUCAUCAACACCACAGACCACCUGCAGCUGAGCCGCGAGUGUAGACGAGCACUGCUCAAGAUGAACUACUGCCCCCACUGCCAGGGCUUAACAAGGUCCAACCCGUGCAUGGGCUACUGCCUGAACGUGAUGAGGGGCUGCCUGGCCAGCCUGGCUGAGAUCGACGUCCACUGGAGGGAGUUUGUGCGCUCCCUGGAGGGCUUGUCGGCACGGAUGCAGGAAUCUCAAGAUUUGGAGCAGGUGCUUCUUGGAGUUCACGGUCUGAUUCACGAUGCCGUUGGAUACGCUCAGAAAAAUGGGCCGCGUCUGUCAGCACAGGUGCACAAACUAUGUGGCCCACCAAUCAGGAAGCCCACACAGAUGGUCAGCAUCCAGCAGAGCAGCAGAACAGAAUCCAUCCUGGUCAAAGUUCCCGUGAGAACGUCUGAAGAGUCGCUCCACGUCAGGAGGAGGACCUCUGAUUAAGAAUUUCUGACACACCUGCGUCACUAUCGUACCUACUAUGGUGGGCUGGCAGACCAGCUGUGUGUGAGUAACCUGGUCCUUGGUGAUGGUCUCUCCUGCUGGAACGGAACAGAUGUCGUCAAAAGUUACACACUCCGUGUGGUCGGCAACGGAAUCAAAGCUCAGAGUGUCAACCCGGAAGUCAAAGUGAAGGAGGCGGACCCUGUGAUACACCAAAUAAUUGACAAGCUGAAACACGUCAAUCAGCUUCUCCAAGGAAAGUCCAUCCCAAAACUUGGAUCCCUGGACCAGAUUGAAGCCGGCAGUGGAGACAGCGAGGGUCGUUACAGCGGAGACUGUGAUGACGAGGACGGCUGUGCCGGUUCAGGCGGCGGUGAGGUGAAGGGAAAAACCUCCAGAGUCUCCAAAAUGAGGCCAGAUGUUGAUCACAAACAUCAUCAUCAUCAUCAUCAUCAUCAUCAGCAACCACCUGUGGAGACCGACACCGCUGAUAGGCUGAGCCGCUCCGGGGCCUCAGGACUGAUUGGAUCUGUCUGGGUCUGGAUGUUACUCUGCGUACAUUCACUCACUGCCCCGUAGAGCUGCCCCCCGGUGGCCGCCAGUGGGUUCUACAGAGGAACGUCUCUGCAGGACACAGAACACGCUGUGGUCAAUGAGAACUUUAGGACUUCGACAACUGCUUUUCUGAAACCAGUUGACAAAGACGGUACACAGCGACAUCAGGUGGAACUUCUGGGGAAGACUUCGCAGACGGAAAAAAAAUCCAUGAUGUCGUCUUGGGAAUAUUCUAGAACACUGCACAGAGAUGGUUUGUUGAGACGGUUGAGAAGCAGCCGUGGUGAUGAAGCUGUAGUUUAAGAAAUGCUCUAAGUCUAACUUUUCUUUUUCUUACAAAGCUGAAAAGCUGCUGUUCUGUCCAAAGACAUUUAUUUUGAAAAGUGUCCAAAUGUGUUUGUCAUUGUUAGUGACAAUAAGGUAAACAUUUUUAUAAAUAAAGCAUAUUUUGCACUGAUAAUCUUUUAACAAUUCCAAUAAUGUGACAUUAUUUUUUUGAUAUACGGCCACAUAUGAAGUGACCAG
This is a messenger RNA of Cynoglossus semilaevis (tongue sole), 2731 nucleotides long. RefSeq names its product glypican 5a (gene gpc5a). Gene Ontology annotation, biological process: cell migration; regulation of protein localization to membrane; positive regulation of canonical Wnt signaling pathway. Gene Ontology annotation, cellular component: extracellular region; cell surface; plasma membrane. Lineage: Eukaryota; Metazoa; Chordata; Actinopteri; Pleuronectiformes; Cynoglossidae. The transcript has 9 exons. The record is from RefSeq and is a predicted model, not a curated record.